GAUUGCAUAAGUCAGAAAUUCCUUUCAUAUCAUCUUUCCCGAUUUCGCAAUCACAGUGCAAAGAAGAUAAUAACUCUUUUUCAUUCAUAGCAAUGGUGUAACAUUAGAUUCAGCUAUUACUCUAAUGGUACAUAACUUUUUACACCUACAUUAGAAAAGUGCGAUGCGGUACCCUAAAAACAUGAACGAAGAAGGAGCCAAAGGCAAAAAACCUAAACACACUUUUCUCUCUCGUUUCCAAACACUCUUCUCAACCAUGACCCGAAAACCCGUUUUCAAGCGAACCCUAGCUAUUUUCUUCGUUAUCGUAGCUCUAUACGCUCUCGCUAACACCUUCUUCCAAUCCUAUGAUUCUUCCGCGUUUGAUUCCGCUACCUUUCCGUUCAACACAGCUACGGCGUCGUCUAUCCUUCUCGCCGCCGGGAAAUCUACGUUUCCGGCUGUUAAGGUUUACCUCUACGAUCUUCCUCGGAGGUUCACCUAUGGAGUUAUCCAGCAUCAUUCACUCGCGCGUGGCUCACGCGUUGAUGAGAAUGAUUUGUCUUCUCUGAAGUAUCCAGGUCACCAGCACAUGGCGGAGUGGUACUUGUUUUCGGAUCUCGCUCGACCCGAUUCGGAGCGUGCCGGUUCGCCUGUUGUUCGGGUUUUAGAUCCGGAAGAAGCGGAUUUGUUCUUCGUGCCGUUUUUCUCGUCGUUGAGCUUGAUUGUGAACCCGGUCCGGCCUCCCGGUUCCGGUUCGGAGAAGACUGCUUACGUCGAUGAGGAGAAUCAGGAAGCAUUGGUUGAGUGGCUGAAGAGGCAGGAGUAUUGGCAGAGAAGUAAAGGAAGGGAUCAUGUGAUUGUGGCUUCUGAUCCGAAUGCGAUGUAUCGGGUGAUUGACCGGGUUAAGAACUCCGUGCUGCUUGUAUCGGAUUUUGGACGGUUGCGACCGGACCAGGGAUCUCUGGUGAAGGAUGUAAUUGUGCCGUACUCGCAUCGGAUUAAGACGUAUACAGGUGGCGUCGGUAUUGAAAAACGCAACACCUUGUUGUUUUUCAUGGGAAAUCGAUAUCGCAAAGAGGGAGGGAAAAUCCGAGACACGCUGUUUCAAAUUCUAGAAACAGAAAAGGAUGUUAUAAUAAAGCAUGGAGCACAGUCCAGAGAGAGCCGACGGGCAGCUUCACAAGGAAUGCAUACAUCAAAGUUUUGCUUACAUCCUGCGGGGGAUACUCCAUCAGCCUGCCGAUUAUUUGAUGCUAUUGUUAGCUUGUGUGUUCCAGUGAUUGUCAGUGAUAGUAUUGAGUUGCCUUUUGAAGAUACUAUAGAUUAUAGAAAGAUUGCGGUAUUUGUGGAAACUGCUCCUGCAAUACAGCCAGGAUACUUGGUGUCAAUUUUGAGAGGCAUAACCCCAGAUAGAAUCUUGGAAUAUCAGAAAGAACUAAAAGAGGUGAAGCGAUACUUUGAAUACGACGAACCAGAUGGGACAGUGAAUGAGAUUUGGCGGCAAGUUUCGAAAAAAAUACCCUUGAUCAAAUUGAUGAUUAACCGCGAGAAAAGGCUGUUUGCAAAGGAAGCUGAUUGCUCCUGCAUAUGUACAAACCAGACUGCCAGUAGAACCUUAUAGCAUUCAUCUCACAAUCAGACUUGGCAUCCCAUGAACUUUGGCUCGGUUUUGACGGGACCUUUUGAGGCAAUGAGAAAAUUAUUUAAGGAUAAUGAUGGUGGUAAACGCAGUUUCUGCCAUAUGAAAUUCACUUCCCAAUUAAAUUCUCGUCACGCGUUGGGAGAGGAAUUAUGUGCAACUAUCAUUAUUCAUUAGUUACUGGGGCUGGGCUGGCAUGAGUUUGAUAUUCAGAUGCUGAACAUAGCUUAUUAUCGGCAUGAAUUAUGUCAUUGUAGAUUCCAUGAACCCCUUAUAUAAUUACACAUUAGACUAGGCUAAGAAGAUAUAAGUUUUUAUCGUGAUUGUAUUGUACAGAAGUAAAAAUAAAGUCAUAAUUAUUUUUAUUCUUUAUAAUCA
Molecule: messenger RNA, 1999 nt
Organism: Vicia villosa (hairy vetch)
Lineage: Eukaryota; Viridiplantae; Streptophyta; Magnoliopsida; Fabales; Fabaceae
Product: probable arabinosyltransferase ARAD1
Exons: 3
Coding region: 164-1603 (479 amino acids)
Molecular function (GO): glycosyltransferase activity
Source: RefSeq, a predicted model, not a curated record